Molecule: messenger RNA, 315 nt
Organism: Lichtheimia ornata
Lineage: Eukaryota; Fungi; Mucoromycota; Mucoromycetes; Mucorales; Lichtheimiaceae
Exons: 2
Coding region: 1-315 (104 amino acids)
Source: RefSeq, a predicted model, not a curated record
AUGAGCACUCAGCAGACUUCAAACACUCGACCUUGCCGUUGUGGAUCCAUACAUCCCCACCAACGUACUUCUAAUUCUUCUUGCCGUCUCAAUGCUCGCAAUCUACGCCCUCAAUUGCAUAGCCAAGAGGAAGCUAAUACACGCAAUACACGCAAUACACGUCGUCGACUGAAUGAUGAAGAGAAGCUAAUACACGCAAUACACGUUUCAUGUCGACUGAAUGAUGAAGAGGAGGCUGAUACACGCAAUACACGCAAUACACGUCGUCAACUGAAUGGUGAAGAACAACCCAACGACCAUCAAUUGCAAGCAUAA